Molecule: messenger RNA, 1321 nt
Organism: Globicephala melas (long-finned pilot whale)
Lineage: Eukaryota; Metazoa; Chordata; Mammalia; Artiodactyla; Delphinidae
Gene: ATPAF2
Product: ATP synthase mitochondrial F1 complex assembly factor 2
Biological process (GO): mitochondrial proton-transporting ATP synthase complex assembly
Cellular component (GO): mitochondrion
Source: RefSeq, a predicted model, not a curated record
CGCGCCGCGAGUGUCGUGCGCAACAUGGCGGCGCCCAGGGAGGCUGAGGAUGCCGGCGGCCGGUGAGAAGUUCCGGUCGCCGGUGAGAAGCUUCGUGCGGCCCGAGUGCGCAGCGUGCGGUCUCUCCGCUCAGUGUUCCCCGCGCUCAGCUCUCGCGCGGUCGUUCUCCCAGGCCCCCGCGCGAUGUGGAGGAGCUGCCUCCGGCUGCGGGGCGGGGGUCGCCACCUCCUGAACUGCCCCCGGGGUGGCCUCACCGCCUCCAGGGGGCCCGGGCCAAAACCCCCGGCCCACGCCCGGGCCUACGCGCCCCCAGCAGCAGAAAGGAAGAGGUUCUAUCAGAAUGUCAGCAUCACACAGGGUGAAGCUGGCUUUGAGAUCAAUCUGGACCACAGGAAGCUGAGGACUCCCCAAGCCAAGCUCUUCACCGUCCCCAGCGAGGCCCUGGCCGUCGCUGUGGCCACUGAGUGGGACUCUCAGCAGGACACCAUCAAGACAUACACCAUGCACCUGACCACACUGUGCAACACGUCUCUAGACAACCCGACCCAGCGAGACAAGGACCAGCUCAUCUGGGCAACCGCAAAGUUCCUGGACACUGACACCGUCUGCUGCAGGGUGGAAGAACCAGAGACGCUGGUGGAGCUGCAGAGGAACGAGUGGGACCCAGUCAUAGGCUGGGCCGAGAGGAGAUACGGCGUGAAGAUCGGCUCCUCCACCAGCAUCAUGGGGCCCAGCAUCCCAGCCCGGACUCGGGAGGUGCUGGUCAGCCACCUGGCCUCUUACAACAUGUGGGCCCUACAAGGGAUUGAGUUUGUGGUGAGCCAGCUCAAGUCCAUGGUGCUGACCUUGGGCCUGAUCGACUUGCACCUGACGGUGGAGCAGGCUGUGCUGCUGUCGCGCCUGGAGGAGGCCUUCCAGAUCCAGAAGUGGGGCAACGUCGAGUGGGCCCACGACUACGAGCUGCGGGACCUGCGGGCGCGCACGGCCGCCGGCGCCCUCUUCGUGCAACUCUGCUCCGAGAGCUCGGCCGUCAAGCACAAGCUGCUGCAGGGGGGACAUGGGUUCGAGCCCUGGUCCAGGAAGAUCCCACAUGCCACGGAACAACUAAGCCCGUGCGCCACAACUACUGAGUCUACGCUCUAGAGCCCGCGAGCCACAACUACUGAGCCCUCGCACCUAGAGCCCAUGCUCCGCAACAAGAGAAGCCAUGGCAAUGAGAAGCCCAUGCACCACAACAAAGAGUAGCCCCUGCUCGCCACAACUAGAGAAAGCCCGCGCACAGCAACGAAGACCCAACAGCCAAAAAAAUAUAUAAAUAAAU